UGGUAGUUCCUUAGGGGCGCAAGUAUGAAAGAGAUACACGCAAAACGUUUGUUUAUUGCACUAGGCCAGUGAUUCAAUUUCAGUUGUCGAUUGCCGGACACUCCGUAAGCAUCAUAACAGUUUUUUAAGCGGUUCUGAUCGUGUUUUUAUUGGUGCUCUCCGAUAUCUGGGUUUAUAGAAGUCAACAUCCACGCCUAAGACUGAGCCAAAAUGACUGGUGCUACUGAACACGAACAAGUCGUGAUGACUCCGAAAGGGAAAACUGCCAAUUCGACAACGAUUAUGAUCGAACGGAAGCUGCUGAAGGCGACGAAUGAUAAAAUGCACGUGGCCGGCGGUGAACACACUGGUAUCGUAAUAAAUAAGGAGACCGCACUCGAGAACGGUGAGUGCAGUCCCGCGCAGCUAUCCCUCGAGUUUAAAGUGUUCUUGAUAAACGCUCAGACCAAAAAGCCCACCCAGGAAUCGCGGACGUUGAAGUUUUGGUUUCGAUCGCCGAAAAAUAGCGACAACGGCCUAUACGAAGAGAACCACGCGGGCGUGGCUCAGGAUUUUUUUAGGGAACUGGUCAGCCCAAGGGAAUUCCCGCGAGACUACGUCGGCUUCAUAAAAAAAAUAAUGAAGUUGAUGCAACACGAUUACCAAGAAAUAAGCAAGCUGGAGGUGGAACUGAAGCAGUUGGACGAGCCGAUCCAGGUCCCGAGCAGACCACUAUCAGCUGAAGAGAGUACUCUUACAAAUGGACAAAUCCUGACGCAGGAAAAAGUACUGGAAAUAAUCGAAUCGGCUUAUCCCAACCCCGUGACAAUACCAGAAGUUGCCAAGGAACACAACUGGGAUGAGGACGAAAUCGCCCAGCAUAUGUCCGAACUGCAGUCCAGGGAGCUCGUCAAGGCUAUGGACCACGGCGCGUUCACUAGACAACAGAGCCACGACACUCAGGUGACCAUCGUCAAGCAGAUGCCAACGAUGGUUAGCUCCAAACAGCCGACGAUCGCGAUCAUAACAGCCCUCUACUGCGAAAAAAUGGCUGUGGACACCAUGAUCGAGAACAAGGAGACGUUCGUGAGGUACACCACAGUCGGUCCGUCCAGUCCUUCGUCUGAACCCCGCAGGGCGAGAUUCGGCGAAUCGAACGUGUACACUCUUGGCAACAUCGGCGCGCACCGUAUCGUAUGCACCAAGCUGCCGUCGGUAGGUCACACCAGGGAAGCGAUGACGGCAGCCGGAAACACCACUACCAGGUUGCUGGGAACUUUUCAGAAAGUGGACUACGUGUUCCUGGUGGGAGUGGGAGGCGGCGUGCCGCAUUAUACCGACUAUAAUAAACACGUGCGGCUUGGAGACGUAGUGGUAUCUUGCCCAACCAGAAAUAAGGGCAUCUAUUUAUAUUGCGGCAAUACCGUCGUGACGGACAAAGGAUUCGAUUUUGAAAUCAAGAACUACAGCCCGAACACGUUUAGUCUUCAGGAGAUCGCGACUCGCCUGAAGGCGUCCGCUGACCAGGACGCGUCCGUGGCGCCGCCGUGGUUGAAUUACCUUUCAAGCGGUCUGAAUUUGUUGUCUUCGCAAAAAGAAUCCGAUUUCAACGCCCCCAGUGCCGAGACUGAUAAGUUGUAUAUGAGCAUCGGCGACAGAGAUCUCAUAGAAGUGGCCCAUCCCGUUGCUCAAGAUAAAAAUUUGAAGAGUAAACCCAAGAAAACUACUACAGCGAGGAAAAGUAUGACUGCUUCAACAACUGCUUCAAAGUCAAAGUCUAUAUUGAAGAAAAAGAUCCUUAGACAAGAAGGUUGUCCGAGGAUCCACCUGUCACCUAUAGCGUCCGGUAGGCAAGUGGUCAAAGAUGACAGGCUCAGGCAACAGUUUGCCUCCCAAGUCGGCGCUUUGGCGUUCGACGGCGAAUUCGACUCUGUUAUAGAGUCCAUUUUGGGCAACUGCAAGGACAGCUUCAUCUGCAUCCGAGGCAUUUCCGACUAUAAAGACGGUUCCAGGCGCAAGGAGUGGCAACCGUACGCCUCUUUGGCGGCCGCUAGUGUCAUGAAAGCUAUAAUUUGCGGCAUGGAGCCACCCACCAAUGUCUAAACGGUAUAUCGAGGUAAACACUUCAGUAAGUGUUUAUUUUUCUCUCUAGCGAUCCGAUGGAUUUUGACUAUCGACACUACUGCCGACUUAGCGCCUAUUCAACAUCGAGUUUCAUUGACCAAUUUUUACAGUAGAUAGAUCAAUAAUGGCCGUUCGCGUGGACUAGUUCGUGUUGAGGAAUACUGUGCAACCUUCUCAAUCUGGGCGGGCCCAAGUGGCCUUUUUCUGACUUAAGAUCACAUCUUUAGUUACCAUUUCUGUUUAAAGUAAAUUGAGUGCUAAUAAUCUUUACCUACUUACCUUGACGAUUGAAUUCCAUUAUAAGGUUGAUGCUGCUAUCGAUUUAUCCAUCUGUGAAAGCCUUAUCUGUGCGGCCAUAGUGAGUUCUAAUUUAAGUCGCUAAUAAAUUUUCUCCUCCAAUAACUUUGAUCAUACUGACGCAGUAGCAGUUAAACUUGUACUCUCGUUGACUUUUUGGAAGUCUUAUGUAAACUUUUGGUUAGAAUAAGUAAUAUCAACUUUUGAAAUCCAGCUAACUAUUCGCUUAUUAUCUAUUAUUUAUUGCAGAAAUAAUAUUUAACUGUGUAGUAACUGAUGAAUUUCUUCAUGAGGUUGUUGACUAAGCAUAUUGGAUUUACAUUGGGAAAGAGCUUCGUGGAUUUCUUUGGCGUCUCAAAAUGUCAUUUAAGCCAACCUAUAGUAUUUUGAGGUUAUGUUUGACUAUUUUGUUUUUUUUUUGGAUUACUGUUUAAUUAUUUCAUUAAAAUGUUUAAGCCUCAGUCUGUUAUACAAAAGAGUAAAAGAAUCAGAAAAAGAAAUGCUACCAUAUGCUUACUCUGGCUGCUAAUAAUUGUGUACUACCUUACAUUGAAAGAAGGUGGUGGCCAAAAGACAAAAGUAAAGGGGGCUUGAAGUUGGCGAAACUAGAGUUUACAGGACCCUGAACAUUUCAAACAGUUUUUGAGGAUGUCAAAACAAAGUCCAGAUAGAGAAAAUGAACACAAACUUUGGAGAUGCGAUAAGUGCAGAAAAUAAACUGUUUUGGGAACUCUAAGAUUUCUAGCCACAGGUGAAACUUAUUUGUACCAAAAGUCUGUGGAUCAAUAUAUGAUACUUUAAGGGCGAAUUUCUAAGUUAAGUUAGAAAGUUGUUUUACUGUUUGAGGAUUCUAAUUAUAAUUAUGUUGUUGGUGGGGUUAGUAAUUAUUAUGUUAAAAAAAUUAACCGCACCAGUCUUUUUCAAGCAAUCAUACUUACUUACUUUAUGCAUUGUAAAAAAUUUAAAGAAAAAUUGUGCCCUGUUAAAUAAUUUAUAUUUUUUAGAUUCUUUGGACAAGAUUUCGAAAAAAAAAGGGAAUAUUUCCAUAACAUGUAGCCAUAACAUUGUGCUCCUUGCGUUAGUGGAUGCUAACUAUAACUUUAUUUAUGUGGGAGUUAAUGAAUGAGAUUCUCACGGUGGAGUUUUCAGGCAGUCACCUGUGGCCAAAACUUUAGCUCACCUUAACAUACCUGAAGACCAAUGUCUUCCAGGAAGAUACAAAUUAGUUCCUCAGGUUAUGUAAACUGAUGUAGCUUUUCUACUCAGUGAACACAUUUUGAAGCUUUAUCCAUUUAGAAAUAUAACUAGAGAAGAGAGAAUUUACAAUUACAGGUUAAGCCGGGAAGGCGAGCUGUAGGAAAUACUUAGGGCCAAGUUGCUAAUUGCUUCAGGAUUUUCUUAACAACUAACAAAAUGUUUAAAAAGUUCAACAUAUAAUUUUGGCUUGUGUGUGUUCUUCAUAUUUUUUAAGAAAGAAGAAUCCUCCUCCUAUUUAAGAUGAGGACAUUGUUGACAUGAGAACGUCGUGUCUGUCAUUUCGGGAAUAAUUUGUCAAUGGCAAAACUAUGCAGUUUAAUAUUUACAUUGUAAUUUUCGCAUAUUUGAAAAAAAUAAAACUUUUGAAGGAAGGAUCUUUUAUUUUGUUCUGCUUUAAUUUCUACCAGAUAUAUCUUUAGAAAUGAAUUUACCUCUUCCUAGACCUAAGAGAGAUGUAAAUGAACAAAUUAAAUUAUGUCAUAUAAAUUUUAGUUUGUAAAAUGUUUCAAUAUUUUGGCUUGAAAGGGGAAAAGUUAUGUCAGUCUGAAGUUGAAUGAUAUCAUGAUAUCCUGGCCUAAUAGUUAUAGAAAAUACCUUGCAUGCUGAACUGCUCUACAUACACCAACAUUUUUAUUAUAUAUUGAAGUUCCAAUUAUUUAAAAGAACCCCAAAUUUAACAGUUUUUAAUCCCUUACAAAACCAAAAAUUGUGUGUUUUGAGUAAAUUUUAUUUCAAAAUCAAAAGCUGAUGUUUCUUUUGCAUAUAUACCCCAACAUUCCAGUUAUUCUUUAUUUGCAUUUGCAUAGUCUUUAUCUAUCUCCAAUUCCUCUUGCUGGGCUUGGUAAAUAAUAUCCAAGAUUUGUCUUCUAAGUCGUAUCUACACAGUACAUAGUUCUACAAAUUACAAAAAACCAUCUAUAACAUCUAACCAGUCAGCAGGUUCUUUCAGUCUGUUAACACUUUCAAGAAUACUAGAUGCCUUUUUCAUAAUGGCAACUGACUGUGAAGUUUGUAUUUAAUUCUGCUUUUUUUUUCGUGCUGGAAUUUGUCAAAGAUGUGUGAAAUCUCAGUGGUAUGAGAAACUCAAAGGUGCACUUAUUUCAGAGACGGGUUGACUUAUAUUGAAGUCAGAUUCUCCCCUGUUAAGCUCAUCAUCAGUUCAAUCAAACAUGACUUCACAGUUUUCAGGUAAAUCUAGACUGGCGUUAAUGUUUUAGACCUCCAUCAGCUAUCAGUAGAUUUGACUCACUUAAAGAAGAAGGUUCAUAAACUUUAUCUGUACCAGCCCAACUCAGUAGACUUUUUUGAAUUUUAUUUGUUUCUGAGUUCUUAGAGAAUUAAUUUUUUUUCUGAUGUCCUCCUCAAUAAUAUUUGCCAUUAAGAAGUUUUUGUUAAAUUCUUCUUUUGAUAAAGACACGGUGUUGUCGAAACAAUUGUCAUGUGAAAAUCUGAACUUUUAGUUCUUAUUUAUUUUGUUAAAUGGAUUUUCAUCAAGUAAAAGGAUUACGCUCAUACAUAAAACUAAAAACAGGAAAAUUUGCACCAAUAUCGCAUUUAAUUAAAGAAAAACUCUCGUGUUUAUUAGUUUAUAAUAACAUAACAUUUCUUUUUACAUUACAUUUUACAUAGUUGACAUUACUAAAUUCACGAAAAUUAAAACCAGUACUAUUUCUUGCAUAAAUUAAUGAAAUUAGUUCGUCAAUCAAUUGUAGGUGUAAAACUUAUGUAUUAGCAAGAAAAUCUACAAUACAAAAUUUAGGGUUACAGUUUUUAUCCAAACACUCAUUUUUAUUGGUCUUGGACUUGAGAUUAUACAAUUUUAUUUAAAUUAAAUCGAUUAGAAUACAAAUUUUCAUGUAAAUAAAAUAACCCACCUGAUAUGUCGCGCCACCUAUCGGCCUAAAUUUGUACCAAGUUGCCAUUUCGACAUGUAUUCGCGUUUCUUCCUCAACAUUUUUGAGGUGGUCUAAGCAGGCGGCCAUGCCACGUUUAGGUUGUAGUAAAUUAUUGAGGUUUUAUGCAUUUAAAGUUUACGAAAGUUACCACUAGAUAGUGAUUUAACUUAAAUUUAAAACUGACAACGUUUCGGAGACUGUUUCGUAGGUUUAGGAUGAUCUAGUUAAGUAUUUUGUUGUAUGAAGUUCUUUUUUUUUUACUCUGUGACGUUUCCUGUCGUCUUGCCAUACGUCGUGUAUAAUCGUUUAGAAUUUUAGGUUGUCAUUUGUACAGGAUAGGAUAGUUUUCGAUCGUUUUGUAUAUAGUUGGUAGCACUCGUUUAAACUUUUAUGUAUUUUUCGCGCACAGAAGAGUAAUAUAUUCAUUUACAUGUUAUUUUUAUUAGCAAAUAAACAUUUUUAUUGUGUAAA
Messenger RNA from Cylas formicarius (sweet potato weevil), 6023 nucleotides. RefSeq lists its product as uncharacterized. Gene Ontology annotation, molecular function: catalytic activity. The record is from RefSeq and is a predicted model, not a curated record. Gene Ontology annotation, biological process: nucleoside metabolic process. The coding region runs from base 211 to 2082 and encodes 623 amino acids. The transcript has 12 exons. NCBI's taxonomy places the organism in Eukaryota, Metazoa, Arthropoda, Insecta, Coleoptera, Brentidae.